AAUGAAUGCGCAUGCGAACCAGGAUCGAUAGUCUUUGUGAACGCCAUUAAUGAAUAUUGGCCGCCAUUUUUGGCAUUGCUGAACACGCAACUAGAUAGUUCUCCUGAAACAUGGCUGAAUAUCGGUUCUCUGUUAUAGUUAAAUUUUGCGUAAGGAAACGUUAAUAUAACAUUUGGAAUAAAUACUAUUGUGUUAAAAUAUUAUUAAAAUGACGUCGAUACAUUUUGUUGUACAUCCAUUACCAGGCACUGAUGAUCAACUUAACGAUAGAUUAAAAGAAGUAGCUGAGAAGAUUAAUAGAUAUGGAUUUGUUACACCACCGGCAUUUAGUGGACUCAAAGCGUCCGUUAGACGUAUUGUCGUUGGGCCAUCUCAUAUUGCAUUACUCAUGGAUGAUAACAGAAUUUGUCGUGUGGCUUUUACUGUUCUUUCAGAUCGAUUGGAUCUUAGCAAAAAUGAACCGAAUCGAACUCCUAGUAAAAAUCAUGUUGGGAAUUCAAACUCAGUACCGAGUGGUAGUGGAACUGGUGGAGGUGGUAAUCGUGCGAAUUUGAGAUCAAGAGCAAGAAUAAUGCGAAGCAGUUCAGCAAUACGUGGCGGGGGUGGAGGUGCUGGUGGUGGCGGAAGUGGUACCGGUGGUGGCAGUAGUAGAAUAGGACCACCGGGUGUAAUAAUGGGCGGAGGUGGUAGCAGUAGUUCACGACCAAUAGUAUCAGUACCAGCACCCUUUGUACCCGAAGAUCUUAUUUCACAAGCCCAAGUUGUACUACAGGGCAAGAGUCGUAAUUUAAUAAUACGAGAAUUACAACGUACUAAUUUGGACGUUAAUUUAGCUGUUAAUAAUUUACUAUCACGUGAUGAUGAGGAAGGCGAUGACGCUGAUGAUGCAGCCGACAGUUAUGUACCGGAAGAUCUUAUUUCACUGUUGGACGGUGGAUUCAGUAAUGAGCAAUCAGUUAUUAUUGAUGCUGACUCAAUGUUUUCAGAGGAUAUGUUUGGUUACGGUGUUAUGCGUAAUCGUGGUAGCUCUUCACGACGAUUGGGUAUAGACCGCGAGGGAGAAAGAUCAACGGAACGUGAUCGUGAUCGUGACAGUUUCAGUCGUUGGCGUGAUCGUCAGUACUACGGGCCAAGACGAUGGUUAGAAACAGCAUUGAAAGAUUGUUGGGAAAAAGAUCCAGAGAGUAAGAAAAAAGAAUUGGCCUCACAGAGUCCACUGUGGAUAUCUGAAGAUUUAGAAUGGUGGCACGAAAGAAGUGGUGAACCAGCGCCACGUUUUGUACAAAUAGUUUCACUUUACAGUGAACUUAUUGCUGUUUCUGCAACAGGACAACUAUACCAAUGGAGAUGGGCUGAUUCUGAGCCAUACAGAAACGCUGAAAAUCCAAAUAUACAUCAUCCUAAAACAAUUUCACUUGCAUUAGUAGGUGAAAAAGUUGUUAAUAUUUCAGCAACGGCAAUACGUUGUUCAGUAAGUACUGAAAGUGGUAAAGUUGCAACUUGGCUUGAUGAACUUCUUGGUCAUGUUGCAUCACGAUUAGAACAUCCAGCUCAAGCAUUCACUGAAUUUACUCUUGAUAAAAUAGUAUCACUUCACACUUGUGCACUUUAUACUGUCGCUAAACUCGAGAGCGGUACACUUUAUUGGUGGGGUGUAUUACCAUUUGCGCAACGUAAAAAAUUAUGGGAAAAAUAUAAAGCUAAAUCACGUAAAAAUCGACCAAUGACUGUCGUAACAGCUGACAUAAGUUAUGGAACUCACGUUUGUAUGAAAAACAGUCCAAUUUAUCAAGCCGGAGCUAUCGGAUUUACAAUAGCAAAUGGAGUACCUAAAGUUGGACAAUUAUUAUCAGCAGCAUGGAAUUUAGAUGCAACAUGUCGGUUUAAAAUUCUACCAGCUGGUGCUUUGUUGCCUAAUAAUGUUAUUAAGACAGAAACAAACAGUAAUGGCAGUGGUACUAGCACUAGUAAAAAUAGUUACAAAGAAACAGCUGAUAGACUUGAUAUGCCGCCACCACCAUCACCAGCAUCAAGUACCUGUAGUGAUACUGGUAGUAUAACAACAAGUCAUAAACGUCAAAAACGUAUGACACCACGCAGUGAAGGUGAGUCUGAAAGAAAAGAUGAAGAGGAUUGGCAACUCAAGGACGUCGUGUUUGUCGAGGAUGUCAAAACAGUACCCAUUGGUAAAGUUAUCAAGGUCGAUGGUUUAUAUGUUGCUGUUAAAUUUUUUUCAAAAGAUUCAAAAGAAAAAGAAAAAGAAAUAAAAGAAAAAGAUUUUAUUACAUCUGAUUUUAAAGAUUUGACUGCUGAUGAAAUGAUGAAACUCAUUGCUGAGUGUAGAUUAUUGAGAAAAGAUGAAGUUCAAGUUGUUAAAUCAUCUGUUAAUUCACGUACACCAGAUUGUUUUCAACGUACACCAAGACGAGUUAAUAUUGCCGAGGGUGUAAGUGAAAGUAUACUGACAGUAUCAACAGACGGACAAGGUAUUCAUGCUAUUGUUAAAAAUGCUAAUAAAUUAAGUUAUGUUGUUUAUAAUCUCAGUACUGGAAGAUAUGUUCAAGAUUGUUAUUUACCAUCUGAAAUAAAUUCAUUUCUUGGAUUAGAACCACAAAAUAUAAGUCUUACAAGUGCCGGUGAAAAUACUGAGUGUUCAAUGAUAUUACGUGAUGGCAAUAAUACUAUUUAUCCAAUAGCUAAAGAUUGUGCCGAGUCAAUACGUGAUUCAAAUUGGCUUGAUUUAGUACCAGUUGUGUGUAUUGGCGCAUCAACAAUACCAAUACCCAGUUGUUCAAAUUCAACAAAUUUAAAAAAUCAAGUUGCUGUCAUUGCUCUGGUAUUUGAUAAUCUAAUUGUAAUGCCACGUAUAUUACGUUGUGAUUACGAAGGCGUCAAACAAGUAUUGAUAAAUAUUGAACAUGAUGCUGCUAAAAGUAAUAAUAUACAACAAAUACAAUCUAUUUUACAAGAACGUUGUGACGGUAAUCGUAACAUAUUUCAUGCUUGCGUAAAUAUGUGCUCACCAACAUCAAAUAAAGACAAUGAACAAAAUGUUGAACGUGAAUUAGUAACUUGUGCUGUUGACGGCAAUACAACACCAAUUGAAGAACCGAUACCACCACUCAGUUGGCCACCUGAGCUUGACAAUACAUCUGGUGAAGAAGACAGUUUACUGAGUAUUGGUGCUGCAAGUAUAUCAAUGAUGAACAAAUCAGUCGCAGGAUCCACUACCAGUAACACAUAUAUUACAGAUUCAGCAGAACGUAGAAACAAUGCACUUUUAAUAUUAAAAUAUAUGUGUGAAGCUGCUGUACUUUCUCCUCAUCUUAAAGAAUUACUUACAGCUAAAGAUGCUCAAGGACAGACUCCAUUAAUGCUGGCAGUAUCAGUGCGUGCUUAUCAUGCAGCACUCAUACUUUUGGAUACAAUACAACGUGUCGGAAAAGAUGCUAAAGAAUGUUCAACAAUGAUUUUACCAUCAGAUGCAAGCCCAGAUUUAUCACCACUUUUCGUAACAUGCUGCAAUGAUACGUGUAGUUUUACUUGGACUGGUGACGAUCAUAUUAAUCAGGAUAUAUUUGAGUGCCGUACUUGUGGUUUAACGGGUUCAUUGUGCUGUUGCACUGAAUGUGCACGUGUAUGUCAUCGUGGUCAUGAUUGUAAAUUAAAACGUACAUCACCAACAGCUUACUGUGAUUGUUGGCAAAAGUGCAAGUGUCGUGCUUUAAUUGCUGGACAUCAAGGCGCUCGUUAUGAUUUACUUUGUCGACUUGUUACAAAUACUGAUUUAGCAACUAAAAUAAAUUCACGUGGUGAAUGUAUACUUUUAUUUUUAGUUCAAACUGUUGGACGUCAAUCUAUUGAACAGAGACAAUUUCGUUUAGUACCACGACAACGUUCAACAUCAGCAACUCGUAAAACACCAUCAUCAGACGGGCAUGGAGCUGAUGCUAAUAUGCCAGAUCAUGAUUUAGAACCACCACGUUUUUGUAGACGUGCUUUUGAACGUUUAUUGAAUGAUUGGCCAGCAGUACAAUGUAUGAUUAUGACUGGAGUUACUGAAAAUUCAAAUGAUCAAUUAUUUGGUGAUAUUGGACAAUCAGUACGUCAAAAUGGUACUGCAUUACUAGAUAAAUUUACUCAUACAUUAUUGGUAAAGUGCACUGCUGAAAUGUUGGAUAUAUUAUUGACAACUCUUAUAAGAGAAUUGCAAAAUGAUACAAUACCAGGACGUCAAGAAGAAGCAAAUAUUGUAGCACGUCGUUUUGUAAGAUCAGUUGCUAGAAUAUUUGUUAUAUUUACAAUUGAAAUGGCACCGAAUCCAACUAAAAAUCGACGAAGUGUUACUCAAGCUACACCACCAUUAAUUAAAUGUCGACGAGUAUUUCGUGCGCUCAUUAAACUCGCUGUUGAAGAAUUAUGCGAAACAGCUGAUUCUUUAAUAGCGCCGGUAAGACUGGGCGUUGCCAGACCCACAGCACCAUUCACACUAACUGGCUCAGCAAUGGAAGUUGUCAAUGGCUCGGAAGAAUUAUUUUCCAUAGAUCCGUUGAUUCCACACAGUGGAGUUAGUGCGCAAGUAUUGGAUCCAACACUUGAACAACCAUCGGGUAAUAAUAAUAUUACUAUAUCUCGAGAUGCUGUGGCGAUGGAUGAAACUGAAGCAGGUGAAGAAGUUCCAAUGGACUUAGACGGUGACAUAAGUGAACACGAAGACAACGGAUUACCAGGAAUACCAGGAGUACCACCGAGUCAACCAAUGAGUGAAGGUGACAGUCAUGCUGGUGGUGUUGGUGAAGAACAAGCUGGUGAUGGUGAAUCUGAUACUGAGCUUGAUUUGCUUGCCGAAGCUGAGACAGAAUCUGAUUCAGAUGACAAUCAUAGCAAUCAAGAUGCCGCUUCGGCCCAGAGAAGUGUACAAACUGGCGCAACUGCUGGAUCUGACGGUGGUAUAGGUUCGAUUGUUUUAUUUCCUGAGGAUGAAUCCGGUGAGUCAAGUCAACAAGAGGACGAUGAAAGUGAAGCCGGUGAAACUGAUGAACAAGAGUCUGAGGAGUUUCCAAUUGGCGAAGAACAUUUAGAACGUCGUAGUGGCUCUUCGGGACAUUUACCUCGUAAUAAUUUAGCUCCAAUGUCAAUGCAAUGGGCAAUAAGAAAUAAUCGUGAAUUAAAUACUAGAACUGCUGGAUCAAGAGUUACUGGUGGUAGUAAUAUGAUAUUUAUUGAUCCAUCUUCAUUGAGACGAUCAACAGCAACUUCAGCAGUUGCUGCUGCUCAAGAACCGAUUACGAUGGGAACAACUGCUAGUUGUUUAGCUCGUGCAUUUGGUAUUGUCAUAAGAAUGAUUGCUGACUUAUUGACAAUGGUACCUAAUUAUAAAAAUAAUGCACCAGCUUUAUCACGAUUAAUGGAAGUUACCUAUCAAGAUGCUGUUCAUCUACAGAUGUAUCUAGAGGGACAUUUAAAACCUACAUGGGACUGGCUCCUUGUAGUUAUGGACGCAACAGAAGCACAAUUAAGAUUCGGUGUGUCAUUAACACGAAGUGCUGAUCCAACACAUCCUGAACAUCCUCUCAACAAUGCGCCCUCAUUGUCAGGCGGCAAUUUUACUGGUCUAUUAAAUUCUGCGGCAAUGUCAUUAACGUUACAGGGUAACACAGGCCGUAAUCAACGCACUGGUAUGACUGCUAGCUCAAAUAUUUCCACGACUCAAGGUUCAACACGACUCACCGUUGGCUUUACAGGAGUCGGUGAAGCUCCGAGAAAUGCUCGAGAACGUGAAGGUGGAGAUGCACACUGGGCAAGGCGGGAAUUUUUAUCAUACUGUUUAUCAUUGAUGCGAGCACACAACGGUGAACAUAGAGAUAGUCUACCCGUAUUAGAUGUAUCAGCAUUACGGCACGUUGCUUAUGUCUUUGAUGCUCUGGCUUAUUACAUGAGAUCACUAAAUGAACCUCUUGGUACACGUGGUGAUAAUCAAAAAGAAUCAAGUAUCUAUUCAGCUUGGAAUGAUCAGGAUGAAAAUGAUAAUGAUGAAGGAGAUGAAGAUAUUUUACCAGCAGCACCGGCAAUGGAAACAGAUUCAGUAGAUUAUCCAGAUUUAUUACAAGUACCAGUGUGUGGUGCUGUAAAUGCAGUAGGAAAAGGCCGAAAGCAUCCAUUUUUACAACGUUCAGACUCAACACUGUGUCUCGGUUGUCCAGCGUUGGAUCCAUUUGACACAAAUAUAAGUGAGGCAUUGCCACUAGCUGACCAACCGCAUUUAUUACAACCGCACUCACGUCGUGAAGAUUUAUUUGGCGUACCACGGCAACCAGUUGCUGGAACAUCUACCGGAGUUAACAAUAAUUUAUUUGAAGGAUUACCAACAAGGCUGGGUCUUUCUGCGCGCAACAUUGACAGCGCAACAACUUCCUCAGCGACUCCAUCAUUUAGUCAAGUUAUCCAAGGACCCAGUGGUAACAACAACAACAGCAACAACAUCACCAUUACCACUAUCACCACCACUGUAACUGCAACUACAACCACCACUACAACUGGCACUACUAUCAACAGCAUAAUUAAUAAUAUUAAUAAUAGUAACAGUAAUAGUAAUAGUAGUACUAGUAGUUGUAAUAGCAGUAAUUCUUCAUCAGGACUAACAAUGGAAACUAAACGUAGUAAUAAUUUAUUGUCAACGAGCGAACCAGGAUGCAGUAAACAAUUGGAAAAACAAAAAUUAUUUAGUCAAACAAUAAGUACUUCAGCAACAGGAACAGCAACAGCAACUGUCAGUAAUGACAAUAAUUCAAUGCCUAUUAUAACAAAUGAACAAAUAGAUCGUGCGCCAAUAAUAGUAUCACCUAAUAGUCAAAAUGAUAAUAAUACAACAAAUAGUAAAGGAAAAGAAAUAUGUAAGACUGGUAGAAGUGUUAUAGUUAGAGCUGGUACAGUUAAUGAUUCAAAUGUUAAUAAUAAAAUAAAUGCAUCUGAUGUAUUGGUUAUACCAACAGUUGAAUCGCAAAAUGGUGCUGAAGAAGUCGAUCCAGCGGCAACUAGUCAAGAAAUAUCAGCACACGAGACUGUUGAAACAAGCCCUAUUGAAUCUGCGCGUGCAGUAUCGACUAUUGGAACAAAUAUUUCACAUAAUAUACUAUUAGGCCGUUGGAGAUUGUCACUUGAUUUAUUUGGACGUGUAUUUAUGGAAGAUGUUGGACUUGAAGCUGGUUCAGUUGUGUCUGAAUUGGGUGGAUUUCCAGUAAAAGAAGCCAAAUUUCGUCGUGACAUGGAAAAAUUAAGAAAUUCACAGCAAAAAGACAUAACUUUAUCUAAGGUUGAACGUGACAGAACGCAAUUGUUGGUUCAGACAAUGAAAGAAUUGAACUCGCAGUACAACUUGUACAAUAGAAGAGCAUCAAGUACUCCACCAUUGGCUGUCAAUCGUGUUAAAGUUACUUUUAAAGAUGAACCUGGAGAAGGUUCUGGUGUCGCAAGAAGUUUUUACACUGCUAUUGCUGAGGCACUUUUAGCUAAUGAUAAACUUCCUAAUUUGGAAGCUGCACAAGUUGGAAAUAAAUAUACACAGUAUAAUGUCUUACAAAAAUUAAAGAGUCGUGACAGAGAUCCACAUUUACGACGACAAAAUCCAAGAUCAUCUGGAAAAUACCGAGAAACACGCAGACAAUUAUCAUUUGAAGCCCGUUCUUUCCAUCCUACAUUCCCGACAGAGGGAGCGAGUGGCUCUGGUGGUGCGGGAGGAUCAUCAUCAAGCAGCAAUGCAAUACCUGUAGCUCAUGGUUACAACGAUCAUUUAACAACUCACCAACAAAAUCUUGGUGAUCGAUUAUAUCCAAAAGUUCAUGCAUUGAGACCAGCACUCGCUGAAAAAAUAACGGGGAUGUUACUUGAAUUAACUCCAGCUCAAUUGCUGAUGCUGCUGGCUUCUGAGGAAUCACUGCAGCAAAAAGUUGAAGAAGCUUGCGAGCUCAUACACAGCCACAAUCAAGAUUUAGCUAGUGAGGCACUCCUUGAUCUUGACGUAUUCAGUUUAACUGAACGAUGUGGUGCUAAUAAGAAAAAAAUGGAUAGCAGCAUUUUAGAUGAUACUGAGGACAAUGCUCCAUUAUUUUAUUCACCAGGUAAACGUGGAUUUUAUACACCACGACAAGGACGAGCUAGUUAUGAACGUCUUAAUGCAUUCAGAAAUGUCGGCAGACUUAUAGGUUUAUGUCUAUUACAAAAUGAAUUAUGUCCUAUAUUCUUAAAUCGUCAUGUUAUUAAAUAUAUACUAUCAAGACCAAUACGUUUCCACGAUUUGGCAUUCUUUGACAGUGUUAUUUAUGAAAGUUUACGACAAUUGGUGGUUGACGCAGAGACUAAAGACAGCAAUAGUUUAUUUUCUGCACUGGAUUUGACAUUCAGUAUUGACUUGUGUCCCGAAGAAGGUGGUGGCUCUAUCGAUCUUGUGGCCAGCGGGCGAGACGUCGAAGUAACGGCAACUAAUGUCUACGAUUACGUACGACGUUACGCAGAAGUUCGUAUGAUAAAAGUUCAGGAGAAAGCUUUGGAAGCAAUGCGUGAAGGUGUAUUUGAUGUAUUACCGGAAGGAGCAUUAGAUGGUUUAACAUCUGAAGAUUUGAGGCUUUUAUUGAAUGGCGUUGGUGAUAUUAAUGUAUCAGUUCUUAUUUCUUAUACGUCAUUUAAUGAUGAAUCUGGUGAAUCGAUGGAGAGACUCGUUAAAUUUAAACGAUGGCUAUGGUCUAUUGUCGAAAAAAUGUCACAUGUUGAACGACAGGAUUUGGUUUACUUCUGGACAGGAUCACCAGCAUUACCAGCAAGUGAAGAUGGUUUUCAACCAAUGCCUAGUGUAACAAUAAGACCCGCAGAUGAUGCUCAUUUACCAACAGCAAAUACAUGUAUUUCACGUUUAUACGUUCCACUGUACAGCUCACGUCAUGUGUUACGCCACAAGUUAUUACUUGCUAUAAAAACUAAAAAUUUUGGAUUCGUAUGAAGCGUCUUCGUGGUGGUCGCAAGUCCGACCAAAAAUAAUAAAAUACCCAUUAACUAUCCCGACAUCUCCAUUGUCAUCGUCAUCGUCAUCAUCAUCAUCAUCAUAAAUCUCAUCACCAUUUAUUACCACCAUCACCGCCACCAUCAUCUUCGUCGUAAUUAUUAUUAUUAUAAUUAUAAUUAUUAUUAUUAUCAUCAUCCUGUCAAGAUCACCCGCGUGGAUGACCCAUUAACGAUUAAUUCGUAAUGAUAUAAUAAGGAAUAAAAUAAAAAGUUA
Microplitis mediator is the source of this 9268-nucleotide messenger RNA. It is a transcript of the gene hyd, whose product is annotated as E3 ubiquitin-protein ligase UBR5. The transcript is spliced from 11 exons. Gene Ontology annotation, cellular component: nucleus. Bases 209 to 8992 code for a protein of 2927 amino acids. NCBI's taxonomy places the organism in Eukaryota, Metazoa, Arthropoda, Insecta, Hymenoptera, Braconidae. Gene Ontology annotation, biological process: protein polyubiquitination; DNA damage response; regulation of double-strand break repair. The record is from RefSeq and is a predicted model, not a curated record. Gene Ontology annotation, molecular function: zinc ion binding; RNA binding; ubiquitin-protein transferase activity.